AUGAAAUAUACCUUUAGUCAAGUCCUAGGACUUGUCGUUGUUUGUCUUAACGUUGCAAAUGCAGCAAACAAUAACCCAAGUAAGAACGCCCCAGCACACGGCAGGUAUCCGGAAACUGGUCGACGAGUUCAAAAAAAAUUCGAGUCAGCCGAAGGCCAAGAACAAAUAGAACAACAGCAACAACAACAACAAAUCAACAAUUAUCUGAUAGAAAAUUUAGACAAUAACUCUGAAGACAAAUUUGUCAACAAGUUUGUACUUACAGGGGAAUCCAAGAAUGACCAUCUCAUUCGUUGGGAUGAUGUCGAGGAGUUCCUUAACCGGAAAAAGAGAGAGGAUGACGACUCAACUGAAGAUAACACUGAGGCCCAAGGCGAUGACCAGACACUUCAAGCUGACAAUGAUACAAGUGAUGAAGCUGCAGAGAAUCCAGUAACUCCUGAGGAAAACGGCAACGAGGCUGCCUCCAAUGAUAAUACUGAUGCUGAAGAUGACUCUGCUGCGGCUGCUGAUGAGAACGGUGUCUCUGGAAAUGCAUUUGCCCAAGACCAAGGUCAAACAAAUGAAGAUGAUGCUGCCGAUGACGAAGCUGCCGAUGAUGAUACUUCCAAUGAUGGUUCUGCCGAUGAAGCUGAUUCUUACGAUGAAGCUGCGGAAGAUGAUGAUUCUGGCGAUGAUGACUCUGGCGAUGAUGACUCUGGCGAUGAUGACUCUGGCGAUGAUGACUCUGGUGACGAUGGUUCCAACGAUGACGGAUCCAGCGAUGAUUCCAGUGAUGAGGGUGCUAGCAACGACGACUCGGGUGAUGAUGACGGUUCUGGUGACGAUGAUUCUGGUGAUGAUUCGGGUGACGAUUCGGGUGACGAUUCGGGUGACGAUUCGGGUGACGAUUCGGGUGACGAUUCGGGUGAUGAUUCGGGUGACGAUUCUAGCAAUGACAAAGAUAGUGGGUCCUGGAAUACUCCCAAGUACACUAGCUAUUUAACAACUACUCGGAUCAUCUAUACUGUGCCCAAGAUUUUGACUUUCACUCAGCCUGGUGUCAGUACCACUUUCACAGUUACAACGACUCAGCAUAGUCCAACUACUGUUUACCAGCAGACUACUAUCACUAAAAAGCUUCGCCCUACUACUACAUCCACUUCUACAACUUCUAGCCAUACUACUACAACUACUAAUCCUACACAAACUACCACUACUACGACUCAUGCUAAGCCAACUACAUCUUUGAGUAGUUCAAAGUCCCGAUCUCAUACCAGAUCUUGGUCAACAACUACUACAACCAUCUUCCCCACUGUGACGACUAUCACUUACAGAACAUUUACCAUCACACCCUCAAGAAGCCGCUCGUUCAGCCGUUCGACUACCACUACUACCUCCACUCAUACAAAUAGAAUUACUAUCAGCACUCCAACUAGCUCCACUACAUCAACCACCAUUCGAUCUCGUACUCGCCCAUCAUCUUCUACUACUUCUUCUUCAAUUUCAAAGUCUUCUACUUCCACCAAGCCAACAAGCUCCUCCACAUGGACAACUGGAACUUCUUCUUCUUCAACUAGAACAACUCACAUACGUCCUAUCACAACCCAUCCUACUGCUAGUACUAGUAGCACUUCUACUUCCACUUCGAAGACAACUUCUACCACCACUGCUAAAACUACUUCUACUACUACGUCUAAGACUACUUCUACUACUACGUCUAAGACUACUGCUACCACUACUUCUACUACUACGUCUAAGACUACUGCUACCACUACUUCUAAGACUACUUCUAAAACUACUGCUACCACUACUGCUAAGACUACUACUACUAUUGCUACCACCAAGUCUACUUCUAGUGCCAGUACCACUAAGGCUUUUACUCAACCUCCAUCUGCUAAGAAUGGAACCGUUUCUACUGCUUCGAAGCCUGCCAUCGUUACUAAGGUUUGGAGUACUAUUGGUUUUACUUCAACCCCAGUGACCACCAGCACAAAGAUCAUUACUAAAGAUAAUACAAUCAAUUUGCCUGUUGCUAAGACUUCUACUUCCACUAAACCCAUUUCCAGCUCGAGCACUCGUCCGACCUCGAGUACCACUAGUGGAUCAGUUAAGAGUUCUGGUGCAAAGGCAACCCCUCUUGCUGGUAAAAACGAUACAGCAGCUGACUUCAAGUCUGUGCAACAAGUUCCUUCCGCUUCUGUCUUGACCAACUUUACCGUGACACCCACUUCUUUCCCUACUGUCAUUCCUUUGAACCAUAGACUUAACAAUACCGUUGCUCCUUUGGAAUCAGCUGUCACUAUUGCAACAGAGACUUCUAUUUAUGCAGAGACUUCUUCUGAGGACUGGAGUACAUACUUUAGCACUGAACUUCCUUCUAACAGUACUUUUGUAGUGUCUAGCACUGAGACUCCCGAGCCUUCUUUCAUUCAUAAUCCCCAUGUUAGACCUGCAACUUACUCAAUAGAGUCUACAGAGUCUACCAGUGAUGUCACAGAAACUACUACACCUUCUGAAACCUCCUCUUCUGAGACUUCUUCUUUUUCUGAAACCUCCUCUUCUGAAACUUCUUUUUCCGAAUCGAGCUCUUCUACUGAGACAACUGAGGCCUCUUCUGAAAUCACUUCAUCCUUAGACUCUAGUACUAGCGAAGCUUCUCCUUCCACAGAAGAAACGUCUUCUGAAGAUUCUACUCAAUUUUCUGAUACAAGACCUCGUACUACCAGAUAUUCAGACCCUGUUCUUUAUGAUCCUGCAGCUCAAACUUCUUUGACUUCUGAAUCGGUAUCCAGCUCAGCAUCUGCUGAUCAAACAUCUUCUACCAUUUUGUCUGAAUCAUCAACUAGUUUGUCAGAAUCUUCCACUACCUCUGGGUCUUCCGCUACCUCUGAGUCUUCCACAACCUCUGAAUCUUCUUCUACUUCUGAUGAAGCAACAAUUACACAUCAUACUCAUAGAAGAUACACCAGUCUUGAUGUUUAUCAAGACCCUAGCCCUACAGAUGUCACCAUCAGCAUAUCGACAACAUCAGCUGAAGAGUCAAGUUCUACUGAUUCAUCUAAUUUCACGUUGCCUCCCUACAACACACCUGUCACUGUUUAUACAGUAAAGAGCAGUAGCUCAUAUACUAGUGAAGAAAUAUCCUCUACAUCUAGUGGACCAAUCUUGCCUUCUGGUGUUCCAUUGGGAGAUGUACAGUAUCAAAAUGGAACUUUUACUCAAAGUGCAAACUAA
Magnusiomyces paraingens is the source of this 3216-nucleotide messenger RNA. RefSeq lists its product as uncharacterized. The coding region runs from base 1 to 3216 and encodes 1071 amino acids. The record is from RefSeq and is a predicted model, not a curated record. Lineage: Eukaryota; Fungi; Ascomycota; Dipodascomycetes; Dipodascales; Dipodascaceae. The transcript has a single exon.